Dichomitus squalens LYAD-421 SS1 is the source of this 489-nucleotide messenger RNA. RefSeq lists its product as uncharacterized. Bases 161 to 391 code for a protein of 76 amino acids. The record is from RefSeq and is a predicted model, not a curated record. NCBI's taxonomy places the organism in Eukaryota, Fungi, Basidiomycota, Agaricomycetes, Polyporales, Polyporaceae. The transcript has 2 exons.
UUCGGAAUACGAUCUGAAUCAUUCACCAGCAUCCGACCUACGGCCGAAGCAAUGGGGCCUCUAUGGAGUAUGUGGUGCCCAUUGCGCGGGGACGACGCAGGUUUCGGGUGGUGUAGUAGGCAUGGGCUGGAAGGACUGACGCGGCUUUGAAGGUCACGGCAUGGACAUGGGUACCUGUAGAAUCUUGCACUUGAAUCUUGAUCAACCAGUUCCGCCAGUAUGCGCCCUCCUGUUUGCAACGGAAGGUGACACUGGCGCUCUCCUAGCAAGAACGACGAGAGCGGUCCCGUACAGUAGAGAUCGACGAGGACAUGGAAAGGCAUUCUGGGGUGACAAGUUGCUAUUAUUGUACUGUGGCAGGAGUUGGCUGCAGGAUGGGAGGCCGGUCUAGAGGUUAGGCAACACGACAAGUAGUAGCGACAUACAGCGCGUAGGGAUGGUGGUCGCGUCCAUGGCAGUAGUAUACGGAGCUGAAGCAGCUACUGGACG